Messenger RNA from Aspergillus bombycis, 1530 nucleotides. Its product is annotated as putative MFS transporter. Gene Ontology annotation, molecular function: transmembrane transporter activity. The transcript is spliced from 3 exons. The annotation marks the transcript as partial. Gene Ontology annotation, biological process: transmembrane transport. Lineage: Eukaryota; Fungi; Ascomycota; Eurotiomycetes; Eurotiales; Aspergillaceae. Gene Ontology annotation, cellular component: membrane. The record is from RefSeq and is a predicted model, not a curated record.
GUCCCUCCAUCCGACCUGGAGCGACAUGAUACGUUCAAGUCCGCGGGACGGAAGGCUUCCCUGGAUGACCAUGACACUAACAAGUUGGGUGCCUUUGCAUCUGCUCCAGGCGUAGUCGAAGAUGUAGUCAGAGUGGUUGAUCACAAGGCUGAACGAGCCUUGUGUCGACGGUUUGACCUGCGAUUGCUUCCUAUCUUGGCCGUUAUGUAUCUGUUCAAUGCUUUGGAUAAAGGAAACUUGGGAAAUGCCGAGACGGAUGGAAUGAGCGAAGAUCUCAACUUCAAACCGAACGAAUACAACCUCCUCUUGUCUAUCUUCUUCGUCCCAUAUGUCAUUUUUGCGCCCCCGUUCGCGAUGUUGGGCAAACGAUACAGUCCUGCCAGAGUGCUACCCGUUCUCAUGUUCAGCUUUGGCUCUUUCACUCUCCUCUCGUCUGCGACCAAGAAUUUUGGUGGGAUGUUCGCACUCCGGUGGUUCCUAGGAAUGUCCGAGGCGGCAUUUUUCCCGCUGGUGAUCUACUACCUGACGACCUUUUACCGUCGCGGCGAGCUUGCCAGACGCCUAGCGAUCUUCUACGCGGCGUCCAAUAUCGCCAAUGCCUUCUCCGGCUUGAUCGCAUUCGGCGUGUUCCAAAUCAAAAAUUCCACCAUUCCCAACUGGCGCUAUCUCUUCAUCAUCGAGGGCAGCGUCACGGUACUCUUCUCGAUAUUUGCAUUCUGGUAUCUGCCCCGCAGCGCAGCGCAAGCCAAGUUUCUCUCCGAGGACGAGAAAGCCCUUGCCCUGCAUCGCAUCCAGGUCGAUUCCAGCGCGGUAGUGAACGAAGAAUUCCGCCUCCGCGACGCCCUAGGCAUCUUCAAGCACUUCAGCACUUACGCGUUUCUGGGGAUUGAAAUCUGCCUCGGAGUCCCCAUCCAGGGUGUCGCCCUGUUCUUGCCCCAGAUUGUCCAGCGACUCGGCUACAGCACCGUCAAGACAAACCUCUACACAGUCGCGCCCAACGUCACCGGCGCCGUCAUGCUCCUGAUCCUGGCGUUCUGCUCCGACGCAGCCCGUCUCCGCUCGCCUUUCAUCGUACUCGGCUUUCUGCUCACCUUUGCCGGGUUCAUGAUCUACGCGUCCAUCGACGACGUCCAGGCUCAGAUCCGCGUCGCGUAUUUCGCGACUUUCAUGAUGACAUGGGGUACUUCCGCCCCGUCUGUGCUACUGAGUACAUGGUACAACAAUAACAUCGCGCACGAAGGUCGUCGCGUGCUGCUGACCAGCAUUGGCGUGCCGCUGGCCAAUCUGAUGGGUCUGGUGAGCAGCAAUGUCUUUCGCAGCCAGGAUAAGCCCAAGUACAUGCCGGCAUUGAUCACGGUCGGGGCGUUCGGGGCCACUGGCGCCGCGUUGGCCGGGUGCUUGGGGGCUUACAUGUGGUUUGAUAAUAAGAGGCGCGACCGCCGGGAUGGAGUCACGAUCCGCGCGCAGGAUGUGCCCACCGAGCGGUUGAGGGAUGGCCCAGCGAGUCGGGAGUUCCGGUGGUUUCUUUGA